Messenger RNA from Emericellopsis cladophorae, 354 nucleotides. Its product is annotated as ribosomal protein S26e. Lineage: Eukaryota; Fungi; Ascomycota; Sordariomycetes; Hypocreales; Bionectriaceae. The record is from RefSeq and is a predicted model, not a curated record. The transcript has 4 exons. Gene Ontology annotation, biological process: translation. Gene Ontology annotation, molecular function: mRNA binding; structural constituent of ribosome. Bases 1 to 354 code for a protein of 117 amino acids. Gene Ontology annotation, cellular component: cytosolic small ribosomal subunit; ribosome.
AUGGUCAAGAAGAGAAAGAACAACGGUCGCAACAAGAAGGGCCGCGGCCACGUCAAGCCCAUCCGCUGCAGCAACUGCUCUCGCUGCACGCCCAAGGAUAAGGCAAUCAAGCGUUUCACCAUCCGUAACAUGGUUGAGUCUGCUGCUAUCCGUGACAUCUCGGACGCCUCGGUCUUUGCCGAGUACACCGUACCCAAGAUGUACCUGAAGCUGCAGUACUGUGUCUCUUGCGCCAUCCACGGCAAGAUUGUCCGUGUUCGCUCGACCACUGGCCGCCGCAACCGUGCCCCUCCUCCUCGCGUCCGCUACAACAAGGACGGCAAGAAGAUUAUCCCCAACACCCCCAAGGCUUAA